Molecule: messenger RNA, 5034 nt
Organism: Colletotrichum navitas
Lineage: Eukaryota; Fungi; Ascomycota; Sordariomycetes; Glomerellales; Glomerellaceae
Product: glucose-methanol-choline oxidoreductase
Exons: 5
Coding region: 439-4557 (1372 amino acids)
Molecular function (GO): flavin adenine dinucleotide binding; oxidoreductase activity, acting on CH-OH group of donors
Source: RefSeq, a predicted model, not a curated record
GUGUAAGCUACCCUAUACAAGGGCUCAUCUGCUAGUGCGGGAUUCCUGAACCAGGAAUAGGAUCGCGCGACGCAUCUCUGCUUAGCCCCCAAGGCUGUAUGUAGGCUUACAUCUCCUUUCUGGAGCCCUUUGCACCCCCUCGUCUUCUGAUGUAGCUCGGCUUCCGAACCCGUCGUCAUAUCCAAGCCCACAUCUCCUGUUUGCUUCUCCCUUUUUCCAUCUGUCGCUAUAUAGACUCUUGUGCAUCCUGCCCAUCGCCAGUCCUUGACCCAUCAACCAUACCAAUCUAAUAUCUCCGCCAGCUACUGUUUAUACAAGGAGUCUCUCCAGAGGCCACCACAUAUUCUAGACACCCCUGUCUCUGCUUGAUAGUGUCAUUACACGAGAUCUAAACCCAACAAUCGAGUUGGUGUUUCCAGCGCCGGGCGCGCCGCAUUCAUGGCUCCAAUGGCUACCACCGAUAGCCCAACAAACGGCGUCAAGUCCAUCAAUGUCGAGAAGGCCAAUGGAUACCGCACGCAUAACAACUACACGUACAUCAAUGGCCACAACGGCCAAAAUGGCUCAACUCCCAGACAAAAUGGCUUCUCGCCCGCCUCCACAGACUCCCGUCCUCCGACAUCAUCCUCACGGUCGUACCAAGAGGAGCCCCCUUCCAACGGGAUCAGAUACAGCAAAUCUCACAGAAUCCCAACAUUCGGCAUCCAUGAAGAGGACAACGGUCCCAGAUCGAGGGGCUAUGCCAAUAUUCGCACAUAUGCCGACGAUGUCCGGAGGCAGUACCCCCGUAUCUCGAAGCCCGUCGAGCUUAUGCGUAGCAGCUAUGACUGCGUUGUCAUCGGCUCGGGCUACGGCGGUGCUGUUGCCGCGUCCCGCCUUGCCCGCUGCAAUGAUGCCAACGAGAAGCGCCAGUCUGUCUGUGUGCUGGAAAGAGGUCAGGAGAAGUGGCCCGGUGAAUAUCCCACUGGAGUUCUAGAUGCCUUUGAUGAGGUCCACGUUUCUGGCGAAUUUGCUCCUGGCUGGCUCCCAAGCACCACCGUUGAAAGUGGUAACCCGACGGGCAUGUAUCACUUGAUAUUUGGAAAGGGACUGAACGCCGUCGUCGGCAACGGCCUAGGAGGGACAAGUCUGAUGAACGCCAAUGUCUUCCUCGAGGCAAACGAAGCCACACUGUCCAUGCCUAUCUGGCCCAAGGCCAUUAGAGAGGAUCCGGGAUGUCUCAAGAAAUUCUAUUCGAGAGCCAGGGAGGUUCUCGAGCCCACCGAAUACCCAGAUGACUGGCCCGAACUCCCCAAGGUGAACCUGUUCAAGAAACAAGCAGCUGCCCUUGGUCUUGCGAACAAGUUCAAGAUGGUCCCGCAAACAACCAGAUUUCGCAACGGUCCCAACAGUACUGGAGUAGAGAUGUCCCCGUCAGCUCUGACCGGCCAGGACUGCACCGGCGUCAAUGAUGGCUCAAAGACUACUACCCUGGUGACCUACCUGGCGGAUGCCUGGAACUGGGGCGCAGAGAUGUUCUGCGAGAGCGAGGUUCGAUACAUCAAGAAGGCUGACCCUGGAGUCGGUGGCUAUAUCAUCUUCUUCGCCUGGCAUGGCCGCAAUAGAGGUCACUUCAAGGCGAACCUACACGGGGACUUGAUGUGGGUCCAUGCCAAAGAAUGCGUCUUCCUAGGUGCUGGUGCCAUUGGCAGCACCGAGAUCCUUCUCCGCAGUAGGGAGAUGGGCUUGGCCAUGAGUCCUCGCGUAGGCGAGAACAUGAGCGGCAACGGUGAUAUGCUGGGUUUCGGAUACAACAUGGACGAAGAAGCGAACGCCAUCGGAAAGCCCUUUCCCAGUCCGUAUAACCCAAUCGGUCCCACGAUUAACUCCAUCAUCGACGACCGAGAGGGACAUGAGAACCCUCUCGAUGGAUACGUGAUUCAGGAGGGCGCGAUCCCUCGAUCUUUGACACCGUUUCUUCAGACCCUGCUAGAGAUGAUGCCCGGAAGCAUCGAGGCCACCGGAGAGUCGUUUCAGGAGAGAGUGCGCUCCUCAUUCGCUCGAUAUUCAAGCCACUUGUUUGGCGCUUACCGCCAGGGCGGAUCAAUGGACAACACCCAGGUUUAUCUGGUCAUGUCCCACGAUAGCAGCCAGGCGAUGCUUACCCUCAAGGACGACAAGCCGGUUCUCGAGUUCCUCGGCGUAGGACGUAGCGAUCAUGUCCGGAAGCUUAAUGACUUGUUGGCCAAGGCUACCCAGGCUGUGGGCGGCACAUUCGUCAACAACCCGUUUCACGCCUUGAUGGGAGGCCAACAGGUGACUGUUCAUCCUAUUGGUGGAGCAUGCAUGGCCCGAGACGAUACCGGUGCCACCGGCGUCACGAACGAUGUUGGUGAGCUGUUCGCUGGCGACGAAAGUAAAACCCACCCUGGUCUGAUUGUGACCGAUGCCUCUGUCAUCCCCGGUGCCAUCGGCGUCAACCCAUUCGCCACCAUCACAGCCCUGGCCGAACGUUCUGUCGAUGCCUACAUCCACAGAAAGAACCUCAAGAUCCACCCUAACAAGAACGGUAUCCUGGACCUCUUCGGCGAGCCCAGAUUCGCACCCAAGGAUACCCAGGACGAAGAAGAAGAGUCCGACGUCGAGUGCCAAAAGAUUCAUGAAGCGAAGUCUUUGAUCCAUCACGCCGCCAGGUCAAAGGCGGGGGGCUUUGGUUUCACCGAAGUCAUGUCGGGAUUCGUCCACCGCGAUGACGGGCUAGUAGCCGACAAGCGGGCCACUUAUGAGUUGGCCUACCGAACGGCCAAGAGCCUUUGCGAGAGUGCGAGGUUCUUCCUAAGUGUACAGGCCUUCAACACGAAGUCCAUGAUCAAAGAGCCGGACCACUCCGCCAUGCUGACAGGCACCUUCGUCUGUCCCACUAUCCGCGGGUCGCCGUUCAUGGUCCAGCGGGGUGACUUCAACCUGUUCAUCCUUGACCAGAAGGCCCCUGGAACUCGGAACAUGACCUAUGACUUCGGCCUGCGAGGUGUCAAUGGCGAGAAGUAUCAUUUCCAUGGAUACAAGGUUGUCGAUUCCUCGGUUGCGCUGGCUCCAUUCCAAUUCUGGAAGGCCACCAGCACCCUAUAUGUCACCAUCUCGGAGCCGAGUGGCAACUUGCACACAAUUGAGGAGUGUGAGGAGCCAUGGCGUCUCGGGAAGGUUGUUGCAAAGGGCAUCAUGCACAUCCAGCCCGCCGACUUUGUUUCUCAGAUCAUGACCAUGACGCCGACUGGAAGCGGCCUCAUCCGGAAGGCCUACAGCGCGGCGAGCUUCUUGACCUACUUCACCCGCAAAUCGCUGUCGCUCUUCUUGGCGCCCUUUACGCCUUUGCAAUAUCCCAGCGUCACCUACAAUGGUUAUGUCAACGACACGCCUCCGGCGGCGUCCUUUGUUAUCGUCGCCCGUGACGGCGUCAAGACGCGAAUGCACAUGUGGGAGCCGACCAACUCGGCUGUCGAGGCCAAGAAUCUUUUCAUGAUCCCGGGCGCCGCGGUGGACCAUCAAAUCUUCGCUCUGCCCACAAUCAAGUACAACGCAGUCAACUACUUCACUCGUGCCGGAUACCGCGUCUUCGUCGCGGUCCACCGCAUCGGCCAGCUGAUGGUCGCCCAGAACAACUGGACCACCUACGACGCCCGACUCGACUUGCAGGCCUGCUUGGAGUACAUCCGCGAAAAGUACGCCGAUGGCAACUCCAAAGACAACAAGGUCUACUGCAUCGCUCACUGCAUGGGAAGCGUCGCCUUCUCCUGCGGUCUUCUCGACGGCACCAUCCCUGCCAACUGGGUGCACGGCAUCACUGGCAGCCAGGUAUUCAUGAACCCCAUCUGGACGACCCUCAACAUGGCCAAGGUCAUGGCGGGCCCCAUCCCGCUCGACAAAAUGUACAAGAUGGUCCUCGGCAACUGGUUCUCCUGCAGCACGGCCAAGGACGACAGCUUCCUCCAGCGGGCCCUCAACGAGGUGCUGCGGCUGUACCCCGAGGAGAGGAAGGAGAUCUGCAACAACGCCAGCUGCCACCGCUGUACGCUCGUUUUCGGCCGGUGCUGGAACCACAGCAACCUCAACGAGGCGACGCACCGGCAGAUCGACCGCUUUUUCGGCGGCGUCAACAUGACGCAGCUGCACCUGCUCAUGAAGCAAGGAGCCGAGGGCCACGUCAUGACCAACGGCCCGCUCUUCCGGCCCCUCACGACGACGGAGAACAUUCGCAGGCUACGGGGCAUCCCCGUCAUGCUGUUCGUCGGACGCGAUAAUGCCGUGCUGACCCCCGAGGCGACGGAGCGGACGUACGAGAUCCUGUGCGACACGUUCGGGUCCCACGGCGGUGACGGCCACAAGGGUCUGCAGUACCGCCGGCGCGUCGUCCCCGGCUACGGGCACCUGGACUGCUGGAUGGGGCGCAAUGCGUGGAAGGACGUGUACCCGUUCAUCAGGGAGGAGGUCGACCGCGUCGUCCGCGGGGAGGACUACCACUUCACCGACCCCGAGGACAACUUCUCCCGCAUGGUGGAAAGCGGAGAGCUGUUGUACUAGGUCGUCGAUGUUUCGUGGUCUGUGAUGUUUUGCUCUUCAUCUUCGGGGCGGGCUUGGGCUUGGUUGUGGAUUGGGGUUUUCCUCGUCAAGAGGCGGAAGGUUAUAUCGAUACCCUCUCACAGGUGGUUCACCUUGGAAAGUUGCACACAAAAAUCGGGGUGAGGGGGGCCAAGGGAAAGGCGGAAAAGGAACGAAGCGUGCUGAAAUUUGAACGGAUGGGGGUGUAAGGAGGGCUUCACACUCUCUCGGUAUCGGGAUGGAGUUUCGGGUGGGAACUGUCGUUGUGUUGUUAUGACAAAAAGGAAGCUGCGCUUCUCUACAGCGCAUUUAUAUAUCAUUCAUCUCCCUUUGGCUAGGAAUAGAAAAACCAAGACCCAAAAAUGAAAAAUUCAAAAUGUUGAACACGUACGCCAGAGCCCUCUCUCAAUUUCCCCAAAUCGUACACAGAUACACGUUCAGUCCGCCCCCCCCCCCCCC